AUGAACAAGGCCUGCAAGUGGGGAAUCGGUGUUGCCGUGGUCUUAGUGCUAGCCAUCAUCGCAGUUGUUUUAGCGGUCAUACUUCCUGGCAAAAAAGAUAAAAAUGAAUCACCUAUUCUGUAUUUUGCUAUGUAUCUCGGCGACAGCGACAGUGUUUCUGCGAUGAUCACACGAGAAAAAUUUGGCGAAAACGAAUGUAGCCUUGAAAAGAAUAAGCGAAACACUCGAGCGGCAAUAUCAGCAAUGAAGGACGUGGAUCAACGUUAUGCGUUCAUUCUCUAUUCUAAUGCUAUAAACACUACAGAUUCAAUGGACGCUACAGAGGCUCUUGCACAUCUUGAUAAUGUAGUACACAUAGCGGGAUCAUCCUCCACUCAAGAAUCAUUGAAUCAACCGUAUAAUUACAGAGUUGCCAAGGAAUAUACAGCUAAGAGAAACGAUGAUGACCUUUUUGUCUUCUACAUUCCAUGCGGCUACGACUAUAGGUUAGUUUUUAUUAUUUACCAGUAUGUUUAAUC
This is a messenger RNA of Cylicostephanus goldi, 518 nucleotides long. The record is from the annotation of a GenBank genome assembly. Lineage: Eukaryota; Metazoa; Nematoda; Chromadorea; Rhabditida; Strongylidae.